AUGAAUAGACUGCUGCGACUUGGAGUCCUUAUCUGGGGGGUCUACGGCGCUACCGGCAAUACUUCUUCGGCGGGCCCAGAGACCACAGCUGCUACUCCAAGUACGACGACUACUACGCAUGCGACACCAAGAACGAGUUCAACGACUUUCUACGAUACUGCUGGACUCUCCUCGAAGCUUGGCAAUGCAACCUGCCCCAGCCGGACCGUGAAUUACAUCACACAUACCCUUCCACGCCAAUGCCUGCGGACUGAUCGCGUGCCCCAUAACGCCACCCAUAUUGCUGCUUCAAACUCCACGGAAACGGUCUCGACGAACGUAGGCACGUACCAGGAUGCUGGGUCAACAACACCCACUGCUCAUAUAGACCCCUCGACUCCAGGCCCUUCCAAUGAGACCUCAUCUGUUGACAUAGAGACCGUGGAUACCGGCGUCUCGACAACUACCACUACGUCGACUGUCACUUCUUCCACAGAGGUCACAAGCACUGCCAAAACAGCUCUCGAACCUUCUGUCGCUGUCGCUGAAGAAGCUGAUUCGCCUCUCGACAACGCAAAUUUUUUGUCGUUCGAGGAAUGGAAGAAGCAGAACUUAGCCAAGACCGGCCAAUCACCUGACGAUGUAGGACACGGUCAACUUGUUGACCCUCAUCGUCCACGCCCUGGCAUCAACAACGCCCUGGACACAUUAGGCGAGGAAAGCGAAAUCAACCUUGACUUUUCAGGCUUUGGAGGAGGUGCACAGAUGUCGAUACCAGAUGGCCCUCAAUCACAUGCUUCGGCACCAGCCAGCGCCCACGAUGGACCGUCUGGAAGCGUAGUCAGUCGCUCCAAGGAUGCAGGCAAGACAUGCAAAGAGCGUACCAACUAUGCUUCUUUCGAUUGUUCCGCCACCGUCUUAAAGUCCAACAAGGAAUGCAAGUCGGCUUCCUCGGUCUUGGUCGAAAACAAGGACAGCUACAUGCUCAACAAAUGCUCAGCAGACAACAAGUUCUUCAUUGUUGAGCUGUGCGAUGACAUUCAGAUUGACACGAUUGUGCUUGCGAAUUAUGAGUUCUUUAGCUCAAGUUUCCGCCACUUCCGGGUGUCCGUUUCCGAUCGCUAUCCAGUCAAGAUGGACAAGUGGAAAGACCUGGGUACAUUUGAAGCCAUGAACGUCCGCGAUAUCCAGGCGUUCCUCAUCGAGAACCCGCUGAUCUGGGCAAAAUAUCUCCGGAUCGAAUUCCUGACGCACUACGGUACGGAGUACUAUUGCCCGGUGAGCUUGCUUCGGGUCCAUGGCACAACCAUGAUCGAAGACUAUCGGCAUGCAGAGGACCUUGCACGAGGCGAGAACGAGGAAGAAAUUGCUCUCGAGCCGGACGUUUCAGCCGUGCCGCCGGUAGCAGAAGGCUCUGGAGAGACUACGGACCACAGCGCUGGACAACCUAUAUCAACCGUAAAUGAGCCAAUGACUAACGAUCUGAAGGAGCAAACGGCCCCGACAGCGACAAUAUCAAGCGCUGUGGAAGAACUGAGCCCGGAAGAGACAAAUGCAUCGAGUAACUCAACUGGCUUGACGUUUGACGGCUCCGCACCACCGAUGCAAGUCGGAGUCCAUGAGCUCCCGAACUCAAACAUGACAUGCCGAAGUUCUACUGUCACUUCAGAGGCACAUUUAUUCACUACACCAUGCGAAAGCAGCGCAGCAUCCCAUGUUGGGGAUGCUGCAGUUGACAGCAGCGUUUUAAAUGGCAUACCCGCAAACUCGACAUCGGCGCCCGCAAGCCGGUCCAACAACUCGGAAUCAGGAAUCCCAGCAGCCGUGACCAACACAACCACUGCAGAAAACCCUGCUCAAAGCCAAAACGAGACACAAACAAAUCUUAGUACUUCUUUGGGGAGUGGUGAGAACAGCACGUCCCUUGGGACAGUCACUACGAUGGGCGAGAACGCCAACUCGACCAGCGUCAACACGCCGACGAUAAACACAGCGCGUGCAACUGCGUCACCCUCCAUGGGAUCGCAGCCACCUCAGCCGUCCUCACAGGAGUCCUUUUUCAAAUCGUUCGCCAAGCGCUUGACUCAGCUCGAGAGCAACAGCACACUGAGUCUGCAAUAUAUCGAAGAGCAGUCACGCAUACUCCGAGAUGCGUUCAGCAAGGUGGAGAAGCGGCAGCUUUCCACCACAUCCAACUUCCUCUCGCAACUCAACGGAACUGUGAUGGCAGAGCUACAUGGGUUUCGGCAAGCUUAUGACCAGCUUUGGCAGAGUACGGUCAUCGAGUUAGAAGCACAGCGCGAGGCAUACCAACGAGAGAUGCUUGCUCUCAGCGCCCGGCUGACUUUGGUGGCGGAUGAACUUGUUUGGCAAAAGCGACUCGGCAUGGUGCAGUCGACUCUGCUAUUGCUGUGCCUGGCGCUAGUCUUGUUUGGACGAGGAGGUGGCGGAUACAUGGAGAUGCCACUGAUGCAGCAGAUGAUGAAUCGUUCGACUGCAGCUCUACGAAGCGGCUGGGAGUCACCACCUAACAGUCCAUCGCCAGACAGCAGAAGUCCCGUCAGUCUCUUCAGGAGAAAGCUCUGGCGUUCAAAGACUGAGCCUGUCGCCGGUGCGCACACAUUGACGGACUCGGAAGUAAGCCGACCGCAGAGCAAAGAGGGACCAGCGUUUCUGGUCGAGCCGCCUUCGCCUGCAUUGCGUGGGCCACAGAGCGAUUGUGAUGAUGAACGCGAUGAAGACAGCUCGCCGGAUAUGAGUAGGAAGGAACCUUCGGGUGAUGCCAUGCACGUUCAGAGUACAGUCAGCCCGAAGAAGAAUCGUAAAAAGCCCAAGAAGCCAGCAAACUGGCCGAUAGGGAAUGGCGGCGGUCCAAAUGAAAGGCCGAAGAGUCCUCUUGCUUCGUAG
Molecule: messenger RNA, 2886 nt
Organism: Lecanosticta acicola
Lineage: Eukaryota; Fungi; Ascomycota; Dothideomycetes; Mycosphaerellales; Mycosphaerellaceae
Source: the annotation of a GenBank genome assembly